AUGUCGACAAAUAAGGUCGUGCCACCAGCCCAUGUCAUCCCGGCAAACGCUGCCGCUGCCGCAUUGAACAGGUCUUCCCUUCCCGCGGAGUCGUCGCCCGCGGUUUGGGACCGCAUUUCCACGUGGGCUUCCGAGAAUAAAGCGCUCUUGUACACCAUUGCUGGGGUUGCCGUAGUCGUCACAAGCGCUGGCGUAGUCUAUUAUUUAACAUCAGACUCCGGCCGAUCUACAGGUUCGACGCAGCCCACGGAGAAGAAGAAGAGCAAAAAGGAGAGGCGGCGUGAGAAAAAGAAGGCGGAAGAGGAGAAAAAGGCUGAAGUUACCCCUCCGUCUAACGCUACCCAGAAGAAGCCAGAGGAAGCGCUGGAAAUACCGGAAUUCGAUGAAUCUACCAUUGAUAGUCUGUCAGCUGAGGUCCGUGCCUCAUACGCUGCAAAGCUGAAAGCCGCCGGAAACAGAGCCUUUGGAUCUCUUGAUUACAACCGAGCGAUUGAACUCUACGGGAAAGCUAUCCUUUGCAAACCUGAUCCCGUAUACUACUCGAACCGUGCUGCCUGUUAUAAUGCGCUCAGUGAAUGGGACAAGGUGGUGGAGGACACUUCUGCCGCUCUCUCCAUGGAUGAUGAAUAUGUAAAAGCUAUGAACCGACGAGCAAACGCAUACGAGAAGCUAGGGAAAUUCAGUGAAGCUCUGUUGGAUUACACCGCCAGCUGCAUUAUCGAUGGAUUCGCUAAGGAAUCUAGCAAGCAGGCUGUGGAGAGGCUGUUGAAGAAAGUUGCGGAACAAAAGGGACAUGCCAUCCUGGAAGCGAAGGGGAAGAAACUCCCCAGCGCUACAUUCGUGUCCAAUUACCUUCAGAGCUUCCGCCAAAGGCCCCUACCAGACGGUCUGGGUGAGGAUGUCGAAUUGGACGAGGAGAGCAGUAAAGGACAACUCCGUAAGGGCUUGCUUGCCAUGUCCAAGCCAACAAGUGAUGGGUAUGAGGAGGCUGCGAGAGCUUUUGAGAAAGCACUUGAGUUGGGAGACCUAGACGAGUUUGAAGCCCUUGCGCUGAACAUGCGUGCUACAUUCACGUACUUGGCUGGCGAUGCGCAAGCAGCCCUACAAGAUUUGAACAAGAGUGUCGAACUUAGUCCAUCGUUAGUUCAGAGUUACAUCAAACGGGCGAGCCUACAUCUUGAGCUUGGAAACCGAGAAGCUGCCGCAGAUGAUUUCGACCUCGCCGUAGCCCAGAACAAAGACGACCCGGACAUCUACUACCAUCGCGCCCAGCUGCACUUUAUCCUUGGUGAGCUCCCAGAGGCAGCGAAAGACUAUCAAAAAUCAAUCGACCUAGACCGGGACUUUAUCUAUUCGCACAUCCAAUUGGGUGUGACGCAGUACAAGAUGGGUUCCGUCGUUUCCGCAAUGGCCACAUUCCGCCGCUCCGUCAAGAACUUCGAGAAAGUAUCAGACGUGUAUAACUACUACGGCGAGUUACUGCUCGACCAGCAGAAACACGCAGAGGCAAUUGAGAAGUUCGACAAGGCUGUUGAGCUGGAGAAAACCAACAAGCCUUGGGGCAUCAAUGUGCUACCCUUGAUCAACAAGGCCUUGGCCCUGUUCCAGUGGAAGCACGAUUUUACCGAAGCCGAGAAUCUAUGCCAGAAGGCUCUGAUCAUUGAUCCCGAAUGCGACAUCGCCGUCGCCACACUCGCCCAACUCCUUCUGCAGCAAGGCAAAGUAUCCCAGGCACUGAAAUACUUCGAGCGAGCCGGCGAGCUAGCCCGAACAGAGGCAGAAGUCAUCAACGCCGUGUCAUACGCUGAAGCCACCCGUGCACAACUGGAGGUGCAGGAGAGAUAUCCUAAGCUUGCGGCGCGACUGCAGCAGGUGGCCGGCGCGGCUGCGAUGGGGGUGCCUCCGUCGUAA
Molecule: messenger RNA, 1911 nt
Organism: Paracoccidioides lutzii Pb01
Exons: 5
Coding region: 1-1911 (636 amino acids)
Biological process (GO): intracellular protein transport
Cellular component (GO): mitochondrial outer membrane
Molecular function (GO): protein-transporting ATPase activity; protein binding
Source: RefSeq, a predicted model, not a curated record